This is a messenger RNA of Fusarium sp. VM40, 2133 nucleotides long. The record is from the annotation of a GenBank genome assembly. Lineage: Eukaryota; Fungi; Ascomycota; Sordariomycetes; Hypocreales; Nectriaceae.
AUGAAAGCUGCUCCUCUUAUUAUCAAUUGGCAUGACCAAAAUGCCCCGGUCUACUCAGCUCACUUCGAACCCACUGGAAAGGGACGUUUAGCUACAGCUGGUGGUGACAACCAUAUCAGAAUAUGGAAGGUUCAGGUUGAUGGGGAGGACCGCAAGGUCGAGUACCUUUCAACUCUUUCCAAGCACAACCAAGCCGUCAAUGUCGUGCGCUGGGCACCCAAAGGCGAGCUCCUAGCCUCUGCCGGCGACGACGGUAACGUGAUACUCUGGGUACCCAGCGAGACACCCCAGACAGCUUUCGGAUCCGAUGCACCAGAAGACAAGGAAUCGUGGAGGGCUAAGCAUAUGUGUCGAUCUAGUGGUGCAGAGAUAUAUGACUUGGCCUGGUCUCCUGAUGGUGUGUACUUCAUGAUUGGUAGCAUGGAUAACAUAGCGCGAAUCUACAAUGCUCAGACAGGAACAUUGGUUCGCCAAAUCGCUGAGCACAGUCACUAUGUGCAAGGCGUCACUUGGGAUCCUCUUAACGAAUACAUUGCGACGCAAUCCUCCGAUCGAUCGGUUCAUAUCUACUCUCUCAAGACAAAGGAUGGGCAAUAUACACUGAGCCAGGAUGACAAGACUCCUAGACUUGCCAGCCACAUUAAGGCCGACCUUCCUCCUCGACGAAUCUCCUCCAGUAGUCCUGCUCCUCCCGACUUUGGCCAUCGCUCAUCGCUCGCCGUUCUCGAUGCGCCCUCCAUCGGGUCGCCUGUGCCUUCUGCGCCAGGUACGCCUACAUCGUUCGCGCUCCCCAUGAACCCUCCCAGCGUCAUGAGCCAUAGCCGCCGAUCCUCGUUUUCUUCUCGACGAUCUGUCUCGCCAGCGCCAUCCAUGCCUUUGCCUGCCGUCAUGCCUAUGGACCCUUCACCUAAGCCAUCAUCGGCCUUGAGCAGUGGCUUGGGAAUGAAGAACGCCAAUCUCUACGCCAACGAAACUCUGACGUCCUUCUUCCGACGACUCACGUUCACGCCAGAUGGUAGCUUGCUGCUGACUCCAUCUGGACAGUACCAGAAUCAACACCAAGCGGAGAGAGACACUAAGCCUACCUAUGAAGUAAUCAACACAGUCUAUAUCUACACGCGAGGUGGUAUCAACAAGCCUCCGAUUGCCCAUUUGCCGGGCCACAAGAAGCCAUCGGUGGUGGUCAAAUGCUCUCCCAUAUUCUACACACUUCGUCAGUCUCCACCAGUCACACGGAAUAUCACUAUUGACACAUCAUCCUCGGAGGAGCCUAUACCGUCUCUACCGGAGCCUCUUUCAAAGCCAUCGCCGGCGCCUUCUGUCAUGGAGCCACCCCCUCCGCCAUUGAACCCUUCUGAUUCCAAAGGAUCAAAUUCAGACGCAGCUUCGACUACCCCGGGCCUAAAGCCUGCCUUCUCUCUUCCUUAUCGCAUGGUCUAUGCGGUUGCUACGCAAGACUCAGUUUUGCUCUACGAUACUCAACAAAAGACUCCUAUUUGUGUUGUCAGCAAUCUUCAUUGCGCCACUUUUACCGACCUCGCCUGGUCAAGUGAUGGCCUGACUCUAAUGAUAUCUUCAUCUGAUGGCUUUUGUUCCACAUUGUCAUUUGCAGCCGGAGAACUUGGAGAAGUCUACAAAGGCGAAAUUGGUCCACCCAAGACUCAAACAGCCGCCUCAUCUAAUCAGAGUACUCCUAUGCCAACACCAACGAACGCUUUUGCACCCCCCUCACCCUUUCACAACGGCUCACAUCAUCAACAUCGCAAUUCUGCGAGCUCGUUUACUGCACCCUCGCCACCUCAGUCGGCCUCGCUUAUUUCGCAACGUCCCUCAUCUCCUACGAGGUCGAAUUCGACGUCUUCGAUUGCGACUAUUACCACACAGGCUAGUACCGUACCGGCCACUGGCGUAGUUACCAACCCAACCCUUAUUUCUGGUAAUGUUCCAAGUAUUUCCGCGACGAACACAGGAAAAGUAACAGGUGUUCCACUCACAACACCGCCCGAGACACCUCAAAGUGCCACUGGUAGUGUCGCAGGCACCAAACGUGAUGCAAGCGAAAGUGAGAAAGAAGAGACCAAGGAGCCUAAGAAGAGGCGAAUUGCACCCACUCUUGUGGAACCCAAGAGUUAA